UUCCGCUGCCUGAGCCAAGGAGGUUACAGCCGUUGACAAGAGGUACGGGUUGGCGCUUGGGCAUGCGGAUCUCUCAGGUGCCCUGGCCGCUCGCAUGGGCAGUCCUGCAGCUGGGCUGGAGGCUGGGAUGGCUCCUAGAGCCCCCCGACAGGUCCUGCAGUCCCUCCUUUUCCCCAGCGCAGCUCUCAGUGCCCGAGGGUGCCAAUGCUACCUUCACCUGCAGUUUUUCCAACUCAUCAGAGCACUUUGUGCUGAAUUGGUACCGGCUGAGCCCCAGCAACCAGACCGACAAGCUGGCUGCCUUCCCUAGGGACAGCAGCUUGGAUCCACGCUUCCAGGUGGCCCCGCUGCCCGACGGGCGAAGCUUCCAGAUGAGUGUCCUCUCUGUGCAGAGAAAUGACAGCGGUGUCUACCUGUGUGGGGCCAUCUCGCUGCUGCCCAAGGCAGAGAUCAGGGAGAGCUGCCGGGCAGAGCUCACGGUGACAGAGAGAGUCCUGGAGCCCCCGACAGUGCACCCCAGUCCCUCACCCAGGCCGGCGGGCCAACUUCAAGGCCUGGUUGUUGGGGUCGUAAGUGUCCUAGUGGCCAUCCCGGUGCUGCUGCUGCUAGCCUGGGUCCUUGCUGCUGUGUUCUCCAAGACUGUUCCAGAGGCCGAAGGAGCUGGGAGCAAGGAGCAGCCCCUGAAGGAAGACCCUUCAGCAGUGCCCAUCUUCACCAUGGACUAUGGGGUACUGGACUUCCAAGGGCGAGAAAAGACCCCAGAGCCCCCUGCCUCCUCUGUGCACACAGAGUACGCCACCAUUGUCUUCCCCGAAGGGCUAGGUACCUUGUCUCCAGGCCGCAGGGGCUCAGCCAAUGACCCUCAGUGUCUCCGGCCUCCAAGGCAGCAGGAUGGACACUGCUCCUGGCCUCUCUGACUGGCUUUCUCAGACCUCCCCAUCCUGCAGGUCCUCUAUAGAGAGCCCAGUGAAGGGUGGUUAAGAGUAGGGCAUGUAGGAUGCUGGGCCAAGACAGCAUUGCCAUGGCAAAGCUUGGCCAUGACAGCCUGUGCCAGCCCCACGCAGGACACAUCUCCCAAUGCUCAUCACCAACUGGGGCAGCCACAUCCCUCUCCCUGGUGUGGAGGGUGGGCACAACCGUGGUGCCAGCCUGUUUGGAACAGAGCUGCUGGGCCCAUGCGCCUGAGUGCCACAGUUAUGCACGACCAAGGGCUUGGGCACUAUUCCUGUGAGCUCCAGGGACCCUGGAUGGAGACUAUCUGGGCACUGCUCAUAGCAAGGAAUUCCCAGCAUAAGUUGAGCGCAAUGCCAGGGAGUGCCCACAAGGUGACCUUGCUGGGGCAAGGUCUCAUGGGUCAGACCCAGGGAUCUUCACACUCAUCCAGUCCUGGAAAAGUUUUCACCAAAGAAGGCUGCAGUGAACAAGAAGUGGCACUAGCACCCUCAUCCAUCCACAGGAGUCACUUUGGCCCUCACACCUGCCUGGGAAGCUCUUCAGGCCUCUCUACAAAGGGAAACCAAGGCAUGUGGGGAACAGCCAGCCUCCAACCCACUUGCUUCCAAGGACACAUCUCAGCCCAGCCCUGCCUACCCAGGCCAGGGCACAAGACAGCGCCCCACGCAGCCAUGGAAAGGGGAGGGUUCCAGGCAGGGCUAGGACAGUGCGGGCACCAUCCUCAUUCAGUGUUAGUUAAAGAGGCCUGGACAGGCUCCCACCCAGGGUACACAAAGUUGCCCAAGGGGGCCAGGGGUCCUUUUCAUUUGGUUCUGUGGAGUUAUAAUUAAAUAAUGAUGAAAGCUUUCGGAGUCCUGUCCUGUGCCUGCAGGCUCAGGGAGGAGUGGGUGGUGGCCUUAGGUAGGUGUCACCUCCAUGAUCCCAUCUCUGCCUCAGAUGUGGGAAGCCUCUGCUUGGGUAGGUAGCCUGUUUUAAUCACUUUCCUCAUAGCUGGGACAAAAUACUCAAUACUUACAACUUAAAUGAGAGGAGGCUUAGUUUAGUUCAGGUUUUCUAGAGGUUUGAGCCCAUGGUCCACUGGCCUCAGGUCAGGAAGGUACAGGGGAAGAGCCUGGCAGAAAAAAGCUGCUGAGAAGUUAGCUAAUGGCAAGUUAGCUAAGAACCCCAUAAUUCAAUCACCUCCCACAAGCCCAGGCAUCCUCAGCCAACAUGGGCAUCCACAUGGGUGCCCUGAGUGUCCCCAAGCCGUUUGCCUAUAUCCUACCUGCUUAGGCCAUGCCACGCACCCACCUUGGAGUCCUGUGGCCAGGGUGUACUGGUGUGGGCCAUUGCUGCAGGGAGUGUAGGCUACACCAGGCAGUGGUGAGGGGCUGCAGCCUAUGCUCCCCAAGGUGGGCACUCAAGCUCCAAGCCCACCACCUCACCAGGGUCUUGGCUGCCCACAAUGGUGUCAGGCAGACACCCCCCACUACAGCUGCCCACUCUGAGCUCCUCUGAGUAAAGUGGGAUCAGCACAUCUGGGACAGACAAGGAAAUCAAGGUCCUGUGGGCACCCAUCUUCAGCCUCAGAUGGUAUGGGCUUAAGAGGAAGACUCCAGAAAUCUAUACAGAAGUCCAGGACCAAGAACCUGGUAGACCAGCAAAUAGGAACCAGGGUCUGAAAACAAAGACUACCCUUGGCUGUCAGGAUAUCUCACCUCAGCAGCCCUGGGUGAGAUAGACAGUUGUAGAAAUGUACAAGACUGCUGGAGAGACACCAGACAACAGACAUGACUGACCCACAAAACAGAAGGGACUCACACAAAUGUCUCCAUGUUGAAGACAUUUCUUCCUGCUCACACCAUAAAUUUAACAUCAUCCCAAUAAACACAUUUCUGG
Molecule: messenger RNA, 2832 nt
Organism: Cavia porcellus (domestic guinea pig)
Lineage: Eukaryota; Metazoa; Chordata; Mammalia; Rodentia; Caviidae
Gene: Pdcd1
Product: programmed cell death 1
Exons: 5
Coding region: 63-917 (284 amino acids)
Biological process (GO): negative regulation of immune response; positive regulation of T cell apoptotic process
Cellular component (GO): external side of plasma membrane; membrane
Source: RefSeq, a predicted model, not a curated record